This is a messenger RNA of Aureococcus anophagefferens, 3363 nucleotides long. RefSeq lists its product as hypothetical. The transcript is spliced from 2 exons. The record is from RefSeq and is a predicted model, not a curated record. Gene Ontology annotation, cellular component: membrane. Lineage: Eukaryota; Pelagophyceae; Pelagomonadales; Pelagomonadaceae. Gene Ontology annotation, biological process: transmembrane transport; monoatomic ion transport. Gene Ontology annotation, molecular function: monoatomic ion channel activity. Bases 1 to 3363 code for a protein of 1120 amino acids.
AUGGCGGCGGCGCCGCCGACGACGUCGCCGCUCCCGCCGAAUCCGAAGAGCCCCGGCACGCCCAAGGCGAGCGCGCGGCGCAUGGACCGGAGCGAGUCCAACGCGCUCCUCCUCGACACCUUCGACAGCAACAGUGAGCCGAACGAGGAGCAGCUCGGCACCUUCGACAAGAAGAAGGGCAAGUGGAUGAGGAAGUCGCGGCAGGUGUCGCCCUACGCGCCCCUGUCCGACGCCAUGUCGCCGUCGAAGAUGUCCUCGCGCGCGAAAGCGGGCGCGCGGACGUGCUACGAGCGCGCGGCGCGCCUCGUCCGGGGCGUCGAGCACACCGCGCUGCCGCCCAUGGUGCGACGGGCGAAGCAGGAGAUCACCUUCCCGAAGCACUCCUGGAUGACGAACCCGAACAGUUUCUUCUUCAACGGCUGGUCCGUGUCCAUGGUGCCGUUUUUGGCGUACGUCGCCGUCGUCACGCCGUUCGAGAUCGCGUUCGUGCACCGGGGCUGCUCGUUGCUGGCGCCGAAUUUGAUCGUGGACCUGUAUUUCUGGGCCGACGUGCUGCUGAACUUCAACACGGCCUUCUUCGACCACGAGCGGGCGAAGUGGAUCGUGUCCUACGGCCGCGUCGCGAAGCGCUACUUCCGCGGGUGGUUCUUCCUGGAUUUGGUGUCCUGCCUGCCCUUCGAGACGUUGAUCGCCGCCAAGUUCCAGCCAGCGCGCAUGCGGAUUUUUUCUUGCGACUCCAACGCGUCGGGGGCUUUGAAGAUGGUGAAGCUCCUGCGGCUGCCGAAGCUGCUGCGAGUUUUAAGAUUUGGACGCCUCGUCGCGCGGCUCGCGUCGACGGUGAACAUCUCCUUCAAGGUCAUGACCAUGAUCAAGUACACGCUGUUGAUCGUGGUCAUCACCCACCUCUGGGCCUGCAUGAUCCGCCUCAUCGGCGACACGCCCGACUGCGUCAAGUACUACGCGUCGUCCCCCGAUAUUCCCGGCGCGGACCCGCCGGACUGGUACAACACGGACAGCGAGGGCGACUGCUGGCUCGCGACCGUGCGCUACCGGAAGAAGGGGCUCUGGUUCGAGUACGUCGCGGCUUUAGAAUGGGCUGCCAAGGCCAUGGGCGGCGAGAGCGAGAGCGUCACGUUCGGCGAGUCGUUCCUCGGCUUCCUCAUCAUGCUCUCCGGCAUGGUCAUGACGGCCUUUUUAAUCGGCGAGAUCGCCAACGUGCUGACGAACUUCGACCCGGCGCUCAACGACUACCGCACGUCCAUGGACAACCUGAACCAGUACAUGCUCGAGCGGAACAUCAACAAGGGCCUCCAGAAGCAUUUGAGGGAGUACUACAUCAACUCCGAGGGCCUCUUCCGCAAGAUGUACCACCGGGAGAUGCUUCAAUCGUUAUCGCCGGCGCUCCAGCGCGCCGUCGCCAAGGAGGAGCUCGGCGACUGGGUGUCGAAGCUGCCGUUCCUGAACACGGUCGUGCGGACGACGUCGGGCAUGGCCGUGGGCACGCUCGUCGUCGUCGCGCCCGACGAGGUCGAGUUCAGCGCCCACGGCGAGCUCCAGGCGCGCCUGCUGAGCCUCGACAAGUGCCUCAAGUACACCGUCUUCUACGGCGAGCGCUGGGACGGCGGCCCCGACGUCGAGGCGGGCGUCGCGCACGACCGGCUCCGGCUGCCGCUCGACUCGCCCUGGCUGCGGCGCUUCGAGGCCGCGAACCGCGAGUCGAACGUGCUCGUCACGGAGAUCUCGCUGGCGCUGAUCCCGCGGCUCUUCGCGGCGAAGGAGUUCAUCGUCCGCGGCGGCGCGAUGAACGACUCGCUCUUCCUCAUGUUCGAGGGCUCCGCGUUCCGCAUGCGCGCGAAGUUGGGUUUUGGCGACGAGGAGGAGGUGGACAAGGUCGGCGGCGAGACCGAGGACGGCCUGAGCGAGGGGCUGUCCACGGGCGAGUUCCUCAGCGCGCGGAACCACGACGUCAUCGGCGUCGAGAUCAUCCACUCGCUCGUCGGCGCGCAGAUGCCGUCGGCCUUCGACGUCGCGGCCAUCGGCCACGUCUUUGUGAAUGCUAUUUCCGCAGAAACGUUGGAGAAGAUCAUGACGCCCGAGGCGUGCCCGAAGCUGCUCGCGGCGACGCGGAAGCUCGCGGGCUGGCAGCUGUGCUGGCAGCUCUUCAAGCUCGGCGUCUACCGCACGGGCGCCUUCGCCGUCCAGGAGCGCAAGGCGCGCAUCCGCUACUACAACGCGGCCUACCUCUGCCAGAAGCUGGCCCUGAAGCGCCACUACCGCGCCGUCGACGCGCACGAGCGGCGCAAGUCCGUGCACCUCGACAACCGCAUCAAGCGCGCGUCCGAGAAGGAGCGCGACAAGAACCUCUUCAACCUCUACAAGAACUUCAAGCCUUUGCGCUGGCGCGCCGACGGCGUCCGGGAGACGUCCAUCGUGACGCCGCUGCCGCCGACGACGGACGAGUCCGAGUGGACGACGGGGCAGAAGGUCUACGUGGAUCUCGGGGGCGGCCCGCGGCCCGCGGACAUCGUCGACGUCUUCUACACGUCGAGCAUGGGCAGCGACCGCCGGCUGACGCCGUCGACCUACGAGGUGCGCCUCCCGCGGACGCGCCACAUCUGCGCGCCGGGCACGGUCACCGCGACGCCCGAGGAGCUCGACGGCGACGCGCCGCCGGAGAGCCGCCCGUCGACGGCCCAGCGGGCGAAGCGCCCGUCCAAGUCCAAGGUCGCGGCGUCGGGGCCGCCGACGGCCAAGGGCGACCUCGUCUACGCGCGCUUCGACGUCGGCCUGCCGCCGCAGCGCGCGCGCGUCAUCGACGUCCGCGACGACGGCUUCCUCGAGGUGUCCUUCCAGAACAUCGACCUCGUGGUCAAGCGCGAGCAGAUCUCGAGCCGCCACUCGCCGGGCGCGCGCGUGCGCAUCAAGGAGGACGGCUGCUUCCUCGAGCGCGCCGAGGCCGAGGCGACCGUGUGCCGCGUCUGCGACGACGGCACCUACUGCUGCAACUACGACGCCGUGCGCGCGGACUACGUCGAGAACCGCUUCAAGCGGAACAAGUGGUCCGGGCUCGAGCUCGAGCGGUCCGUGAACGCGAUCACGACGUCGUGGCAGAAGAUGAUGACCAUCGACCUCAUCGGCGACCAGCAGGCGCGCCAGGCGGAGCUCGACGAGGUCUCGGGCGGCACCGUGCUCCAGCGCGUCGCGCGCGUCGAGCACAUCCAGCGCGAGACGAACGCGAAGCUGGACGUGCUGCUCGCGCACCUCAAGGUGCCCUACUUGGCGCCGCGGACCGCGGAGCCCGAGCUCCACCCGUCGGACCCGGACUCGCCGAAGAAGCUCCCCAAGGCGCCGGCGCCGAACUAG